AUGAAUACAAGUCAGUGUGUCAAAGAAAUACUGAGCCAAGAGGAGUUUAUGACAAUUGCAAUAAAUAUUAUAACGGGUUUAUUAGCUGGAGGGUUUGUUGUAUUAAUCUUUUAUCCUUUGGAAUAUCUAGAAACAUCAAUGCAUCUACGACUUGUUGAAACCAGAAAUAUUAUUUUAGGCCUGAAACAAGAAUACAGUAAAGGUGGUAUGAAUCAGCUUUAUUUAGGAGGAAAUGCCAGCAUUUUAGGGUAAAAAAAUAAUUUAGACACACAAUUGCAUGAGGAUUUUUCUUUUUAAUAUUUGAGAUUACAAGCUUUUAUAUCGGCCCAGAAAAAUUUGAUAGACAGACUGUGAUGCUUUGCUGUAUGAUAUAAAUAGCAUUUUUGGGUUCAUCUGGAUAUAUUACUAUGAUCACUCCUUUUACAACACUUAAAACAAAAUUAAUUGUUGAAAAAAGAUAUGAAAACUCAAUAAUGAAUGCUCUGGAUGACAUAAUUAAUAAACAAUGUGUUCCUAAGCUGUAUUCAGGAUUCUCAAUAUCAUUAUUUUAUUUAUUAGAAGGCAUGAUUCAGUUUUUUGUGUACCAAGAACUCAGAGGUUUGGUAGAAGUUGAUCAGAACAUGAGUGGGAUUUACCUUUAUUUUUUAAUCUGCGGGAUUUUUUCUAAAUUUAUUGGCAUGAGCUGCACUUAUCCAUAUAGAGUUUUACAGACAAUCUUGCAAGCGAAGCCAGGAAAGGUUUUUGUUUCUAUUCUUGAAAUGUAUAAAAAUGAAGGAAUCCAAGCAUUUUAUAGAGGAUAUUGAAUAAGUUUGAUGAGAAAUCUUCCACCUUCAGGGUUUUUAUUUAUGUUGUUGGAAGCGUUUAGAAGUUAUUUUCAUCAUAUUUUAUGCUAA
Messenger RNA from Blepharisma stoltei, 893 nucleotides. The record is from the annotation of a GenBank genome assembly. NCBI's taxonomy places the organism in Eukaryota, Ciliophora, Heterotrichea, Heterotrichida, Blepharismidae.